CCGUGCAAAAACUGUGAAUGAGAACCUGAAAAUGAGUGCUGCUCUUCUGUCGAGAUUUGACUUGGUAUUUAUUUUACUCGAUAAGCCUGAUGAAGUGCUUGAUAAACGAGUUUCUGACCAUAUUAUGGCUCUUCACACGGGAAAUGGGGAACAUUUGCUGCCCGCAAAGAAGCUAAGCAGAGUGUUGGGAUCUUGUGGAGACAUUGCAUUUGGUGUAAGUGGAUCCCUGAUUUCACGUCUCAGACUCGACCUUGAGAAAGAUAAGGAUUUUGUUCCAUUACCUGGUCCUCUUCUUCGCAAGUACAUUGCUUAUGCAAGGACAUUCGUUUUUCCCAGGAUGUCCAGGCCAGCUGCUGACAUAUUGCAGAAAUUUUACCUGCGAUUAAGAGACCAUAAUACCUCAGCCGAUGGUACCCCUAUCACUGCAAGGCAGUUGGAAAGCUUAGUGAGGCUGGCAGAAGCUCGUGCGCGCUUAGAGUUGAGAGAUGAAAUAACAGUCGAAGAUGCUAUG
Phalaenopsis equestris is the source of this 511-nucleotide messenger RNA. Its product is annotated as probable DNA helicase MCM8. NCBI's taxonomy places the organism in Eukaryota, Viridiplantae, Streptophyta, Magnoliopsida, Asparagales, Orchidaceae. The transcript is spliced from 4 exons. Gene Ontology annotation, cellular component: MCM complex; nucleus. The record is from RefSeq and is a predicted model, not a curated record. The annotation marks the transcript as partial. Gene Ontology annotation, molecular function: single-stranded DNA binding; ATP binding; single-stranded DNA helicase activity.